AUGAAGCGCAUCCCCGUAAAGGACCUUGCCGUCAACGUUCUGAAGCUCCCUCGAUUGCCCAUUCCCACACUUGAGGCAACAGCGGAGCGGUACCGCGCAUCCAUAUGGCCACUGAAGUCCGCCGAGAUGGUGAAAAAUCACUUGCAGAAGUUUGAUACCUUUCUUACUUCCUCCGCUGGGGGCUUGCAGGCGGCACUUGUGGAGGCAGAUACCGCUGCUGCCGCAUGUGGCGUAUACCCGUAUUCGUAUAUUGAGGCCUUGUGGGAAGACAUGUAUUUGAGCAAUCGUGAACCCGUAUUAGUGAAUGUCAACCCCGCCAUCACCACCAAGAAACUAAAGAAUGCGGGUGAUACGCAAGCGGCUGUCGGGGCGGCUGUCGUACACAGCAUUGCGCGGUGGGUGUAUAACGCCGUGAACAAGGGAGUAGAGGUAUUUGACGAAACACGCGAUGUGUCCCCGCUACUGCGGCAGUUUGGAGCUUCGGUCAUUCCAGGUGAGAAGAAGGAUACGUUUCACACCACACCGAUGGAGAAACUUCGUCACAUCAUUGUGCUUCACGACGGCCACCCGUAUGCAGUGCGCGUGUUUGACGACAAGCAGGUCCCUCUUGACCGUGCGGUGGUCCAAAAGUCAAUUGAGUACGUUCUGUCAAUCACGCCAGAUGCAGACAACACAACACCCGUGUCAGUUCUUACGGCGGGGAACCGCCAGACUUGGGCAGGCGCUUAUGCCGAGUUGGUGAAAACACCGGAGAACGCGGAGAACCUCAAAAAGAUUCAAGAGGGCAUUGUGGUUGUUUGCCUCGACACUGAGAGUUGGGGAGGUGACGGCAAAUUAGUGGACGGUGCUUCCCUGCACGGCAACAACACGGAGUUUGAGAACCGAUGGUACGACAAGCAUCAAAUUAUUGUAUCUGCAGAUGGGCGGGUCGCAUUCAACUUCGAGCAUUCCGGCAGCGACGGCGUUCAGUGGCUCCGGUGGAUCAGUGAUAUUAUCAGUGAUGUUGAGGGAGGUGAUGGAAGUUCUGUUUCCACCUCUGCCACCAGCUUGGAUCCUGCGAAGGUUGGCACCUUGGUUCAGCCCUUGACCUUGACGUUUGGGAAGACAUUCGCUGCCCACAUUCGCGCGGCACGCGCCGGGGCUCUCGAGCUCAUUGCUGGAACGGCGUUGGAAGACGUGACCAUUCCGUAUGGCAAAACUCAGUUGAAGCAGCUUGGUGUGAGCCCCGAUGCGUUUGUGCAGAUGUGCCUUCAGGUGGCCCACCACAAAUGUCGGAAUAAACUCGCACCAACGUAUGAGGCGGCCUCCACCGGUCGUUUCUUUCAUGGGCGUACUGAGACGAUUCGGUCAGCGACUCGGGAAAUGCAGCUCGUGGCGGAGGCCGUCAACCGUAUGACGAAGGCUAAUGCCGCAUCCGAUGAGGAGGGAAGUACAACAUAUGUGGCGAGUGUUGAGGAGCAGGUGGCACUGCUAAAGGCGGCUGCAGAGCGUCAUGUGAGGUUGGCGAAGGCAGCGGCGAAUGGUGAAGGCAUCGAUCGGCACUUGACAGCUCUGAAGCGGCUGGCAGUUGAGCGCAAUGAUGCCGCAGCGCUCGCUUUCUUCAACGACGAAACGUACACUUCGUGCUCCACGUGGAGAUUAAGUACAAGUAAUUUAACAGCGCCGUGGGUAGAGCGAUUCAUGUUUGGUCCUGUAACCGCUAACGGCUACGGUUUAGGUUACACCAUUGAUGGAACGGAGGUGCGGCUGACAGUGUCGGCUUUCACCAGAAGCCCAUCCACCGACGCGGGGGAUAUGAAGCUCGCCGUUUCUGAGGCCGCAUCAAAUGUUUACGGUUUGCUUAAGGCAGGGACUAAACUAAAAUAG
Molecule: messenger RNA, 1866 nt
Organism: Trypanosoma brucei brucei TREU927
Lineage: Eukaryota; Euglenozoa; Kinetoplastea; Trypanosomatida; Trypanosomatidae
Product: carnitine O-palmitoyltransferase II, putative
Exons: 1
Coding region: 1-1866 (621 amino acids)
Biological process (GO): fatty acid beta-oxidation
Cellular component (GO): mitochondrion
Molecular function (GO): carnitine O-palmitoyltransferase activity
Source: RefSeq, a predicted model, not a curated record